AGAUGUGCUUUUGUAAAAAAUCACACUUAUCUUGAAUAACAUUAUUGAUAAAGGUAAACAAGCAUAACCUAUUCACAUGGAUGUCAGUCACUGCUUCAGCCUUCCCUGAAGUACAAAUCCAAGUAUUUUGUAGUAUUUAGGACUUAAUUUGCUAUGAAAUCAUAAGGCAUAUAUAUUUCAAAUAUUUUAUUGUUUUGAUUAUAAAUAAAUAUGCCCAUUGUAAAAAAUGAGAAUUGUGUUUUUCAUAGUGUGAAAGUAUAUGUAACAUAUAUAGUACAUGCAUUUUUUCUGGUUUUAGUAAGUAAAAGGAUUAGUAUUAUGUUAGAUUUGUAAUGAUAGAUUAGAUUUUUGCUUCCUCUGAUGGGGUGAUGGUCAAGGUAUAGGAUUGGAUUUUAAUGGUGUUUCAGUGAACAUGAGAAAGAGACAAGAUUUUAAUCAAAUUUGCAUUGUGGGUCAUGUUUUCACCUUGGGCAAUUCAAGGCAGGUAAAUAUUUUCAAAAAUUGAGACACAUGGGAAACAAAAUAUGAGAACAUUAUAUUCUUAGAUGUAUUUUGGACUCUUUAGUCAAGAAAGUGUGUUUUUUGUUGUUUGUUUGUUUAACCCCAGAGUGGAUCUGCUAUAACAUUUUUUAUGGCAACCCAGAGGAGUUUACCUGCCCUGGGAUUGAUCAUACAUAUAUUGUGCUUCUCUAGCUUUGUGUUAGAGCAACUGAAAGUUAUGGUGCUCUUUGUGGUGGAUCAAAUCUUAAGUUUUCUAUUAAAUAUCAUCUUUUAUGAAAUAGUUAUAAAAAAGAUUAUUUGAUUUUUAUUGUGGACUGCCUUAUGGAAGGAUAAUUUGAGAACUAUUAUUUAUGUUAUAAUAAGGACUUAAAAAUAUACCUCAAAGGGUGUAUUUAGUCAGUUAGGGAUAGGUGCAUCUUAAGAUAGUUCACAUGGUGAUUUUACUACUGCUACCUUUCAAAUUUUUUUCAUUUUUCUUUGAUGUAUUCCUUCAUACUAACCUAUUCUGAGAGAAACAGUUAUGCAAAAUGAAGAUGGUAGAAUGGCACGUGUACAGAAAUAAAACAAGGAUAAAAGCCACCAGAAACUCUGGUUAGGUUGGAAAGGAGGAGCUAUGUAGAAGAUAAUGCUUAUGAUCCUGAUGUGAAUGCUAAACAAAUAUGGAUUGACAAGACAGUGAUAAAUGAACAUAUAUGCUUGACAUUCACUGAUAAUGGGAAUGGUAUGACUUCAGAUAAAUUACAUAAAAUGCUAAGCUUUGGCUUCAGUGACAAAGUCACCAUGAAUGGUCAUGUCCCCGUUGGAUUGUAUGGGAAUGGCUUCAAGUCAGGUUCUAUGCGCUUGGGUAAAGAUGCAAUCGUUUUUACCAAAAAUGGAGAAAGCAUGAGUGUGGGCUUCUUGUCUCAGACCUACUUGGAAGCUAUAAGAGCAGAGCACGUUAUUGUCCCAAUAGUGUCUUUCAACAGGCACCGACAGAUGAUUAAUUUAGUAGAAUCAAAAGCGAGCCUUGCCGCAAUUCUGGAACAUUCUCUGUUUUCCACGGAACAGAAGUUACUGGCAGAACUUGAUGCUAUUAUGGGUAAGAAGGGGACGAGGAUCAUCAUUUGGAAUCUUAGAAGCUACAAAAAUGGAGCUACCGAGUUUGAUUUUGAUAAAGAUAAAUACGACAUCAGAAUCCCUGAUGAUUUAGAUGAGACAACAGGGAAGAAAGGCUACAAGAAGCAAGAAAGGAUGGACCAGAUUGCCCCUGAGAGUGACUAUUCCCUACGGGCUUACUGCAGUAUAUUAUAUCUAAAGCCAAGAAUGCAGAUCAUCUUACGUGGACAGAAAGUGAAGACACAGCUAGUUUCGAAGAGUCUUGCCUACAUUGAACGUGAUGUUUAUCGACCCAAAUUUUUAACAAAAACAGUGAGAAUUACUUUUGGAUUCAACUGCAGAAAUAAAGAUCAUUAUGGGAUAAUGAUGUAUCACAGAAAUCGCCUCAUCAAGGCUUAUGAAAAAGUUGGAUGUCAGUUAAGGGCAAACAACAUGGGUGUUGGAGUAGUUGGAAUUAUAGAAUGUAAUUUCCUAAAGCCAACUCAUAAUAAACAAGAUUUCGACUAUACUAAUGAGUAUAGGCUUACAAUAAUAGCACUAGGAGAGAAGCUUAAUGAUUAUUGGAAUGAAAUGAAAGUGAAGAAAAAUGCAGAAUAUCCUCUAAAUUUGCCAGUUGAAGAUAUACAGAAACGUCCUGAUCAGACAUGGGUUCAGUGUGAUUCCUGUCUAAAAUGGCGAAAAUUACCAGAUGGGAUAGAUCAGCUUCCAGAAAAAUGGUAUUGCUCCAAUAACCCUGACCCACAGUUCAGAAAUUGCGAUGUUCCUGAAGAACCUGAAGAUGAGGAUUUGAUGCAUCCCACUUACGAAAAAACCUACAAAAAGAAAGACAAGGAAAAAUUCAGGAUCAGACAACCGGAAAUGAUCACUCGGAUUAAUGCUGACCUGUUGUUUCGGCCAACCCCUGUCUCAAGCCAAAGCUUUUCUCCUGUGAAGGAAAAUGUUUCAAGAGGACAUCUUCCAGAAGCGGCAAAUACUUAUACAAGACUUAUAAAUAAUAAUCGAGUUUCAUCCCAGUCUGAACCCGAGAGCAACAGCCUAAAACGGAGACUUCCUGUUCGUUCCUCAAUUUUGAAUGUAAAGAAUCGGAGAUUGACUAAUCAAGCAUUUGAAAAUUCAGUUAAUAAAGAUGAUGAAGAUGUCAUCAUCUUAGAAGAAAACAGUACUCCCAAACCUGCCGUAGACUGUGACAGUGAAGUGAAAUUGGAGCAGAUCACCAUGGAGCCAAGUGGUAUUCGGGUUGAGCUUGUGCAUGAUCAGGAGCCUUGUGGCCAGAUUAGUACAAAAAGCACCUCCUUGUCCAGAUGUGAUCAGGGAACUACUGCAGCCACACAGACUGAAGUACCAAGUUUAAUUGUUAAAAAGGAAGAAACUAUUGAAGAUGAGAUAGAUGCAAGAAAUGAUUCAGCAACACUAUCAUCCUGUGUAGAUGAAGCAAAAAUACCUGAAACCCAGGAGACAUUUGAUAAAUCUGUAGGUGAGGCUGACUGCCAGUUAAAUGAACUGAAAAAUGAGCUACUUUUAGUCAUCCAAGAAAAAGAAAAUUAUAAAAGACAAUGUCAUAUGUUUACUGACCAAGUGAAAGUGUUAGAACAGAGAAUACUAGAAAUAAAUGACAAAUUCGUGAAGAAGGAAAUUUGCCAUCAAUCUACUGAAACUGAUGCUGUAUUUUUACUUGAGGGUAUUAAUGGCAAAUCUGAAAGUCCAGACCAUAUGGCUUCACAGUAUCAGCAAGCUUUGGAAGAAAUAGAAAGACUGAAAAAACAGUGUAGUGCUUUGCAACAUUUAAAGGCUGAAUGUAGUCAGUGUUCCAGUAAUGAGAGUAAAAGUGAAAUGGAUGAAAUGGCUGUGCAGCUUGACGAUGUAUUUAGACAGCUGGACAAAUGCAGUAUUGAGAGGGACCAGUAUAAAAAUGAGGUUGAAUUAUUGGAAAUGGAAAAAUCACAAAUCCAUUUACAGUGUGAAGAACUCAAAACUGAAAUUGAACAAUUAAAAUCUACAAGUCAGCAAAUAGGAACAGAUGUUUCAACUUCAAGUAACAUUGAGGAGUCUGUAAAUUAUACUGAUGGGGAAAGCCUCAAACUUCGAUCUCUUCGAGUUAAUGUAGGACAACUGCUGGCCAUGAUUGUACCUGAUCUAGAUCUUCAGCAAGUAAAUUAUGAUGUUGAUGUAGUUGAUGAGAUUUUAGGACAAGUUGUCGAACAAAUGAGUGAAAUCAGCAGUACUUAAAAUGUAUUUUAUGUGAGAUAAUAAAAAUAUUUGCUCACUCCUUAUGGUUGUACUGCUUUCGAAAUAUAGACAGUAUGAUGGGUAACAGACUGAAGAACCAUAGUAUUUACUGUAUUCUAUGCAUUCAAGUGUGGCCACAAAUAUCGCGGACACAUUAUCAUAUCUUUUUAAAUACCUGUGAAUUGUUGGUAUUGAGCAGCAGAAUAUCUGAUUCAAGGUUUUGUUUUAAAAUAUAACUAUUUGUAAUUAAGUCUGCACAUAUUUUUUUAUUGCCCUAGAGGACUUUAGUGUUUUUCACCAAGAGGUUUUCAGGUUGCCCCUAAUCUUUGUGCAAUCUUUCUGGUUUCCCAAAGUGUAUUUUUCUCUGAAUUGAGGGCUGUGCCAUAAUACAAAUGGAAAUGUUACCUUUGAUUUUCUUACACCCGAGUUUAAGUAGGAUUUUAAAAAAUGUGUUGACACCCCCAAUGAGUCUAGUUGUAAGUGAAUUGAGCAUUAAUGUCUCUUUUCUAUAAAGUCCUAUCUUCUGAAGUAUUCGAUUCAUGCAAAUAAAGUAAGCAGAAACUGACUCCAUUUUGCCAGGAUCUUUCUUGUUCUGAGAUUGCCAAUCAUGGUUAAACAUGAAGUGUUUUUAUAGACCAUAGAAAUGAUCUUUAGUAUAAAAAAAAAAACACAAAAAGUAUUGAAGAUAUUAAAUGUACCG
Molecule: messenger RNA, 4522 nt
Organism: Choloepus didactylus (southern two-toed sloth)
Lineage: Eukaryota; Metazoa; Chordata; Mammalia; Pilosa; Megalonychidae
Gene: MORC3
Product: MORC family CW-type zinc finger 3
Exons: 16
Coding region: 1225-3822 (865 amino acids)
Cellular component (GO): nucleus; PML body
Molecular function (GO): zinc ion binding; ATP hydrolysis activity
Source: RefSeq, a predicted model, not a curated record